AUGUUGACCACGUCGGAGCUUCUUGUUCUGCUAUCCGUCCUGUCUGCCACUGCGUCCGGCUAUUUCGUUAGCAUCGACGCCCAGGCCGAUGAGUGCUUCUACGAGCGCGUCAACUCCGGUACCAAAAUGGGCCUUAUGUUCGAGGUGGCCGAGGGAGGCUUUUUGGAUAUCGACGUGGAGAUAACGGGCCCCGACGGCAAGCUGAUAUACAAGGGCGACCGCGAGUCGAGCGGCAAGUACUCUGUGGCGGCGCACAUGGACGGCACGUACAAAUUCUGCUUCAGCAACAAAAUGUCCACCAUGACGCCCAAGAUCGUCAUGUUCACCAUCGACAUUGGCGAGGCGCCCAAAGGCCAGGACAUGGAGACGGAAGGCGGUGGCACUUGGGAUGCUCAUCAAAACAAGCUGGAGGAGAUGAUCAACGAGCUGGCCGUGGCCAUGACGGCCGUCAAGCACGAGCAGGAGUACAUGGAGGUCCGGGAGAGGAUACACAGAGCCAUUAACGACAACACAAACAGCCGGGUGGUGCUGUGGUCCUUUUUUGAGGCUCUCGUCUUGGUGGCCAUGACGCUGGGACAGAUUUACUACCUGAAGCGGUUUUUCGAAGUGCGGCGGGUGGUGUAA
Molecule: messenger RNA, 624 nt
Organism: Nerophis lumbriciformis (worm pipefish)
Lineage: Eukaryota; Metazoa; Chordata; Actinopteri; Syngnathiformes; Syngnathidae
Source: RefSeq, a predicted model, not a curated record